ACUGUUGCUGCCCCGUGCGGCUCUUCUGCUGUACCAGCACUCUUCCUUCUUGCUUUAUGAGGAGUCCCAUUUUGUUUGAAGUUGGCAAUAAACUAGAGCUUUAUGCACACUGUACUAAUGAGUUACACCCCACCCACCCGGAGGGGAAAAUGCACAAUGGGUGGAUUCCGGACCUCUGCAUCUGGCAAGCCAUCCAAUCAGAAGAGCCCCCCGUCUCCUCUGCAGCACUUAUGGACACUGAUGUACAGCCGGGGAUGAGAUCAGAACCGUGAAGAUGCAGCUACAGAAGUCAGAGAUGGUUCCCCUGGCUUCCUCGUUGAGAACAGUCUGCUGCCUGUUGUUAAUGCCAGGGUUCUUGGGAGCAAAAUCUCUGAUGAAAGCAAAAAUCUCUGAUGGAAAUCUUGUCAGGAUUGGCUCUGCUGAAGCAAAUGAUUUCCUGACGAACUCUCGACUGAAACGGAACGUUGAUCCGAAAUGGUACAGAAAGGACCCUGACUUCCAGUCCUACUACCGCUUCUACAACAGCAUUGGACACACCGAAGGACUUUAUGAGAUUGACCGGAUCAGGAUAUUGUAUCAGCAGAUGCGUCACCUGGAGCUGAGCAAUGACCCCGACGCGGCCAUCUACCAAAACAAAAUGGGUGUUAUCGCCAGCACCGCAGGACCGACUGCGACAGCCCGUCGUCCUGCAUCACCCGCCGCCCCUGCUCCCGCGCCAGACCCACUGGACGACGCUCAGAAGAUCUACCUGUGCAACCCCAAGGACCCUCUGUGCAAACCUCAGAUUGUCUACCUGCCGACGGGAGCCGUCCCCAUACUCUGUGACCCCAGGUUCAACCCCGCGUGCAGGCCCAAAACAGAAAAGGAGGUCGAAUCUGCUGCUCCGCCCAAACCCACCCCGGCCGCUCCUGCUCCUGGAGAGCCUCACCCACCUGCCGCUCCUCCGUCCGUAGUGAAAGGGACGGAGUCUGACUGUGACCCGUACUGGGAUCCAGACUGCCUCGUCGACCAGCGUCGCCGUCCUGAACAGGAAGGAUCAUCUCCAGCAGCAUCCGGAGACAAACUGGAGCCAGAGGAGGAGACAACAGAUGAAGGGGAUGUCCCUGUGUUUUCAACUGCAGCCAAAAACAAAAGCCCCUACCCUUAUUUUGACCCUUAUGACUUCAAUCGGGACCUGUUUGACCCCUUUCGUUAUGCUGAGCCGGCUCCCAAUCCGCAGUAAAAACAAUGCUAUCCAGGAAAAGACGAUGAAUUAAUCCAUAACUAGACCAAAGCGAGAGUAGAAUUCAAUAAUGUGAGUUAUAGGUACAAAUUUUACAAAUAUGAAUAUACAGUACCUGUACCAUGUGUGACAAAUGCUCAAAAACAUUUUCAUAUGUAAAAACAAAUAAAAAAAAAUAGCUAGUGGAUCAAUGCCUUUACAGGAGUAUUGAUUUCUAUUCAUAAAAAAAAAAAACAUCCCUCGAUAUUUACAGAAUCUGAAUUAAAGAAUCUCUAGACAGGACAGUUAUUAGUUGUUCCCUGAACAUAAAAGGGGCAAAGGAAAAGC
Fundulus heteroclitus (mummichog) is the source of this 1549-nucleotide messenger RNA. RefSeq lists its product as uncharacterized. The record is from RefSeq and is a predicted model, not a curated record. The transcript has 5 exons. The coding region runs from base 275 to 1222 and encodes 315 amino acids. NCBI's taxonomy places the organism in Eukaryota, Metazoa, Chordata, Actinopteri, Cyprinodontiformes, Fundulidae.